AGAGAGAGAGACAACCAACGCCUGCUUUAGACACAAAUACUAUAUAUAAAGCGUAUUCUGCAAAACAGGGGGCAGAUACAGAUAGAGCCGAGGCCUUCGAAACAGAUGGCUGCUACUCAGGAUGUGAAAGGGAAGGGCGAGGGAGGGGACCAAAACUUUGACUACAUGUUCAAGCUGCUGAUCAUCGGCAACAGCAGCGUGGGCAAAACGUCUUUCCUGUUCCGCUAUGCCGAUGACGCCUUCACUUCAGCCUUCGUCAGCACAGUGGGCAUUGACUUCAAAGUGAAGACCGUGUACAAGAAUGACAAGAGGAUCAAACUGCAGAUCUGGGACACAGCUGGCCAGGAGCGUUACAGGACCAUCACCACUGCCUACUACCGCGGGGCCAUGGGCUUCAUCCUAAUGUACGACAUCACCAACGAGGAGUCCUUCGGCGCUGUGCAGGACUGGUCAACCCAGAUAAAAACCUACUCAUGGGAUAAUGCACAGGUGGUCCUGGCUGGAAAUAAGUGUGAUAUGGAAGAGGAGAGAGUGGUCUCAGUGGAUAGUGGCAGACUGCUGGCAGAACAGUUAGGUUUUGAGUUCUUUGAGACCAGUGCCAAGGACAACGUCAAUGUGAAGCAGACCUUUGAACGUCUCGUCGACCUAAUUUGCGACAAGAUGUCCGAGAGCUUGGACACUGAUCCGGCCGUCACCACAGGAGCUCCCACUGCCAAACUGACGGACAGCGCUCCGCCCCUCCAGCAGCCUGGAUGCAACUGUUAGUGACUGAUGUCAGGAAGCAAAGGGAGGGCAGCGCAGGUCCUGUAAGGUGGUUGAGUGUGCACAGUUUUGUUCUCCCCCCAGCGUUAUAACUCCUGCUAGUGCCGCUUUCUCUGGACUACAGUUCAAAUCAUGUUUAGUAGUAGAAUUACAAAAUCCAGUCGUAUUAUCUCUCAACUUUAUCACCCUAUAUCAAGAGCAAAUAACCAGACAACAGACAUGGCUAGUGUAGGAUGUGUCACAUUACAGGAUAUCUAGAAUAUAGAGACACCAUAUUCUCAUUCUUCAGCUAGUUAGUAUGGUUAUGGUUAUAAACCAAGUAUGUUUCUUAAGGCUGGAAAUAGUCCAUAGUCAUGAUGUACAGUUAAUCCUUAAGACCUUUAAAAUCUUUAAGACCUAGAAUAAUUAUAAAAUGAGGGAUAGAGUCAGUGAGUGCUUUAAUGAUUAUUUUAUUUUUAUUUUUUGUACAGUAUGUAUUUUCCUUUUAUAGGAUUAUUUUGUCUCCUAAAUCUGCCAAAUCGAUGAUUUAGUGCACUAUAGGAUGUAGCGGCUUUCUUUUGUGUAAUGAGUGUGUGGCUGUCGUGUGACUGUACAAUAAGUGAGCGUGCGUUCGCAUGAGUGUGAGGUUUAUGUCUGAGUCACAAAUGAGUGCAACUUAGUCGUCUAAAAAUCAUCUACCUUGGAUAAAAAAGUGGCCUUUUAGCAUCUCCAACACGGCCUCUGUAAGUUCCUCCGUCAUGCUUACUUUUAGGAUGAAUCCAGUACGUAUAAUGUUGAUGUGAGUACUAUUCCACGUUUUGCUGUCUGUAGAUGUGUGAUUUCUCUAAUAAGUAUAUCUGUAAAGCAACUAUUUCUAUGUGCUUAGCCUCUAAGAUGACCCUUUAUAGUUUGAUGCGAUGAGCAUGCUGCCAAAAAGUCAAUCAUAUGUACGGUUUUAUCUAAAGAUAGAACUGUCCUCAAUAAGAUAGCAACAAAUCCAGGAUUUCAUUAAAUAAAAAUCCCACACUGACAAGGCUCAAUACAGUGUAUGAUAUAAAACAACUGAUCAGCUUUGGCAUGGAAUAACAGCCAUAUAUAUACAAAAUAUUGUUUAACUUUUGAGUCAGCAUGCUAAAUUUUCAUGUUCGUGUUAUGAAAUUAAAUCCCUCCUGGAAAAAAAAAUCUCAGUUUAGAAAACAUCAUAGACAUACAGUAGUUUAAAAUGGGAGACUUCCCCUAGCAGGCAUAUACAGUACUGUUUUGGUCUUAAUGAUAACUUAAAUCCAUAUAGGAUAAAAGUUGUAGCUUAUUUCAGUUCUGUAAUUCAUAGAGAGA
Molecule: messenger RNA, 2076 nt
Organism: Morone saxatilis (striped sea-bass)
Lineage: Eukaryota; Metazoa; Chordata; Actinopteri; Moronidae
Gene: rab3c
Product: RAB3C, member RAS oncogene family
Exons: 5
Coding region: 106-765 (219 amino acids)
Biological process (GO): protein secretion; protein localization to plasma membrane; regulation of exocytosis
Cellular component (GO): synaptic vesicle; endosome; plasma membrane
Molecular function (GO): GTPase activity; GTP binding
Source: RefSeq, a predicted model, not a curated record